Molecule: messenger RNA, 1335 nt
Organism: Symbiodinium pilosum
Lineage: Eukaryota; Dinophyceae; Suessiales; Symbiodiniaceae
Source: the annotation of a GenBank genome assembly
GAGGAGCCUGCGCACGGCGCAAAAAAUGGCGGCCGAGGUGUUCGCUCUGCAUUCUCGUCCAAGGUGUCUGCGGCACCACAGGCACCCAGCGCAGAUGCUAAGGCGGACGCUAAGGCCAAAGUGAAGGCCAAGGCUGUGAAGCCGAAACCUGACUUGCUGGGAGCCCUCGCGGCUGAAGAGACCGCCAGGGCUGCGGCAAUGCUGGCGAAGUUCGCUCCUGUAGGCGGAGCGCCAUCACCAAUGCCAGUGCCAACGCCAGCACCGCAGAGGGCUGUGGUGGAGACUGGCCCUGUUCCGUAUCGUGCACCGGAAGCGGCGCCUGUGGCAGCAACCAGCCCUGCGCAGCCCAGGACCAACGGAAAAGCCACAGCCACAGCCAAGAUUCCUGCGUCAGUUGCGCCGCAGAAGACUAUGAGGAAGCCAGAAGUUUCCGACAGAUCCGCGGAUGAUGCGACGCUGCGCGCAGAAGCAGAGGCAGCUGCCGAGAGAGCUAUCGAGCAUGACCGCAGCACCCACGGCGAAGACUGGUGGAAGAAGUUGAAGGCUCCCAAAGAAGCAAAGCCCGUGCAGCGAGUGGAUCGUGUGCCAAUGUACAGAAGCCAGUCCAGCAAUGAAGCCGAGCAGUGCCAGCUGCCCACCAGGCGCUUCAAGGUUCUGGCGCAGGUGCAGCCUGUUCGUGCCCAGCCAUGUGCUGGAGCACCCGUCUGUGGCGGCAAGAAGUCUGGAGAGAUACUACGUGCCCAGGAGGAGAGCUUCGACGGUUGGGUGAAACUUGCCGGGGAAGCUGGUUGGAUUUGCCAGGUUGACGAAGAGCUUGGCGCAAGUGGAAAGAAGUGCCUGGAGGCGUUGGAGAAGCCACGGGCUAUGGCUGUCGAGAGCCUUUCCAAGACACCAGGUCGCCAAAUGCUGGAGGUUGUGGCGGAUGAUGGUGUGGACCUCCUCCGCGACCCCUAUGACGGUGCUCUAUUGCUGGGCCGAAGGAGCUUUGGCGAGUUCCUCUUGGCAGAUUCUCAGACGUACCACGGUUGGGUCCGGCUAUCAGACAAUGAUGGUUGGGCACAGGCUGUGAGUGGUUCAGGGGAGAAGCUCCUUCUUGGAAUCCGGCCUGACGAGCUGCAGCUGACGCAGUCAGAUGGGCAGGCUAUCCCAGAAGAGGCGCAAAAAGAGCAGUUGGCAGCGGCUGCAGAAGAGGCAGCUCGGAAAGAGGCUCUGCGACAACUGGAGGCCGCAGCUUUAUCUGGGAACUCUGCUUUCUUCUGCGCCGCCCUCGAGGUCGCGCGGCAGAAAGGAGUAUCCAAAAAGGACAUUGCCAAAGCCAAUGCCAUGCGUUCUUGA